Messenger RNA from Cyclopterus lumpus (lumpfish), 4498 nucleotides. RefSeq names its product zinc finger protein 77. The record is from RefSeq and is a predicted model, not a curated record. The coding region runs from base 145 to 2472 and encodes 775 amino acids. NCBI's taxonomy places the organism in Eukaryota, Metazoa, Chordata, Actinopteri, Perciformes, Cyclopteridae. The transcript has 8 exons.
ACCACUUGAGUUUUUCGCCUAUCUUAUGGGCAUGCACAGACAGCUCUUCUCUCGCGUUACGCCGUAAAACUAGCUACAUUUCACAGUGACCACAGGAGCUGCGUCAACUUGACUGCCUCCUAGCCCAGAAGGACACAAACAAACAUGUCGACUGUCUUCUCCUUCCAGACACAGCUCGUCUCCAUCAUGGACGCGUUAUCCAAAACAGCCGCGGUGGAAAUAAGCAAACUGGUCGAGAUCGAGUCGAAGAUGCUUAAAAUCGAGAUAACUCGCGGGCGCAACGAAAUCGUCUCGCUCACUGAGAAACUACAGCUGAUGGAGAACUUGCUUUACAUCGCUCAGGGGGGCAGGCGGCAGGACGCGGCAUGCUCAGGGGCGAGGGGCGCGUCCGAGGACGGGAUACUGGAGCCGGACGGGACGGGACUACAUGCCGUGAAAGGUGAAAGCCCAUGGGAAAGCAUGAGUUCCUCCACUGAGAUGAGCACAUGGCAUCAUGUUCAAGGUGAAGAGCAUGCCAUAGUUGAACUCCCAAACCCACUGAAAGAGCAACCAGAACUCAUCGUGGUAAAGGAAGAGCCACUGGAGGUGGACAACAGUGACUGUGAACAACACAGGACAAGUGAACACCGAAGGAAAGCAUUAACGGACACCCCGAAGAGUUCAGAAGUGAUUCAGUGUCCCAAACCUGUCGCGGAGCGCCUGCAGUCUAUGUCAACUGAACGCUUUGUGACCAUGAGCAGCCAGUCGUCUCUCGCUGCACCAGGGAGGAGGGAAAUACAGUGGAAUCCACAGCUUACACCUACACACACAAACCAAGUGGCUGGGAAAAGCCUGGCUCAAAAUGUUGCCUCCCAAAGCUUAAGUGUGCUCAGGAAUAUGAAGCUUCACAACUUGAGGAACUCUGCUGCGAAGAGGUUCGGGUGCUUGCAGUGCGGAAAGAGCUUCAGAUGCUUUAGCCAGCUUGAAAUACACCAGAGGAGUCACACAGGAGAGAAACCAUUCAGGUGCACGUUGUGUGGAAAGAGAUACGCUCAAAAAGGACAUUUGUACACACACCAGCGCACACACACUGGGGAGAAGCCCUACCGCUGUCCUAUUUGUGGAAAGGGCUUUAUUCAAAAAUGCACCCUUGAUAUGCAUCAGCGUACACACACCGGGGAAAAACCUUUUGUUUGUGUCAAAUGUGGCAAGGGCUUUACCAAGAACUGCAAUCUGAAAAAACACCUCGCUGUACAUCUAGAUCCUAUGGUAGUGAUGUAUGGUAGUGAACCUAGUGUACCUACAUAUAGUGGGACAUUCAUAAAUGGGAACACCUAUCGCUCACAUUUCGACACACCCAGCCUCCCUUUCGAGAUGAUGUGCGACACCACAAACCGAAGUUUUCGGGCGCAGUUAGCCGCCGUCCUGGAUAAGCUAACGAAGGCGGCUUUGGUGGAAAUAGGCAACCUCGCCGACGAAUGCUCCUCCGUCCUUCACACCGAGAUAUCUCUCCACAAAACGGAGAACGAGGCGCUGAAGAGGAGGUGCUACAUACUGGAGGUCCAGCUGAGAGCCGCGAGGGAGGCGCAGACUUAUUCUGCUCAUGUCAACAGUGUUAACCGCCGACACUCCGCAGAACCGCAACAGUCUGCUCCAGCCAUCGAUGGAGUGUUUGGAAAGGACUGGUGCAUGGAUCUGUGGAGAGACGAUAAGCUGCCCCCCCAAAGGAAGGAGGCAGUGGAGCCUCCUGCUAUGACGAGCAUGGGGGCCCAGGCGAUAGACUUAAUGGAGAGCGAACCUGACCUCAUCUUUGUCAAGGAGGAGAUUUAUGACGAUCAUCCCAUUGGCCAACACAUGGGGCUCACAGAUAAUAGAAAAGUUGUUGGGAUUUUUGACGAGGACAGCAUGCUUCAUAGAUCUGUUGACGAGCUGCAGCUUCAUUCCGGGGAAUUAAACGGCUUCCCCAUGACGGCUGACAGUCAAACACAACAACGCACACAGCCGACAAUUAUGGACAAGUUGAUCGACGUUGCAACAAUGAACACUCUGGUUGACGACGCGCAUCUUCCCUCGGCCGCCGCCGAAUACUCCGACUAUACAGACAGCAUCCGGGUGAAUGCCACCAAAGAUGUCAACAUUCAGCCAAAACCCAUGAAGCCGACAAAGCGGUUUGAGUGCUUAUUCUGUGGGAAGAUAUUCAACUAUCUGAGCAGUUUAAAAGUGCACAUCAGGCGACACUCCGGCGAGAAGCCGUUCAGCUGCUCGGUUUGCGGGAAGCGGUUCGCUCAGAAAACGUACCUGAAACUGCACCAGCGCGUGCACUCCGGAGAGAAGCCGUACAGCUGUCCAGACUGUGGCAAAAGUUUUUCCCAGAAAAGCUCUCUGAACAUACAUCUUCGAACGCACACGGGGGAAAAGCCUUACAGCUGUGUGGAUUGUGGGAAAUGUUAUGCGUACAAGUACGGUUUAAAUCACCACCAGUGUUUCAACUGACUGAUCGAACCAUGCGGUCAGUAUUAAUACUACAUUUAUCAAUAUUUAUUCGUGUGAAGAAACCGAUCAUAACUGCUACUUCGAGUGCACGCUGUAUUGCUCAAAGGAGCUCGAUGUGGAUUUGAAAUACUACUAUUUAUAUCAAAGACAGUUAUGGUUAAUGGUGCUGCUGCUGCAAAAUCUAGUUUGAUGUGUGUUUUUAGCUUUAGUGUGAAGAGAAAUGCUGCAGCAGCCAAACAAGGGUGACAGAGAAUAUCUGUCCUCUAGUGUACCAUUUGAAUUAGCGGGGUUUGGCUUAUUGUUACAUUUGUCAUGCCCUCAAUGAGUAUGUGAAGUCAGUAAUACAUAAUUAUGUUAUUAAGUGUCAUGGAUCAGAUGAGCUAUCUGCUGCUGACAUUUAAUGUGAGAUACUCAUCCAAACUAUGACAUAAAUACUUACAUUUUAUACAUUGCAUGUUGUCAUAUGGUUGGGGUAACAUAUUAUACCUCAGUGUUUUCAUGCCACCAAAAGGCCUGGGUCAAAUAGUGCCAAAAUACUUACAAGUGCUCCAUUGUUUGCACACAUGUAGCAAAAACCUUCAAAACUACCUCUUCACAACAAUGUAGAAGUAAAACAACUGGCUCCGUUGCCCAGUCUCUCCACGUGUCACACGUCAUGCCUCAUUCCUUCCGAUUUCGAGUAAAGAAAGUGGGAACGUCUUAUCUUUUUGAUACACACAACCGUUUGAAGUGUCGGUUUCAUGGAAUUCAAAAUGAGUGGUUCUGGUUUAAAUGGUGUUACUGUUUUAAAUAAAUGUAUUCGUAUGAGUGCAUCACAAUUGUAGAAAGAUACGUUGUGUUGUCAAUGUACAUUCAAGCCAAAUUCCAUUGGUUUAUUUUCUAAAUGUUAAGCAUAAGCGUUUGAAUUAUAUUUUAUUCUGUACUGAACUGUCAUACUAAUCACCUAUUUUGCCUGUCCUAUGGUUCCCCCGAGUAGACUCAGACCCACUAAGUGGAUUAUCGCUACCCAAGAAAUUAAUCUUGAGCCCCCACCCACCCACCUACCUACCUUUCACUCAAAGCUGCAUGCACUUCACAGAGCCCCGUCACAUGUGCAUUGUUGAAUAUGUAAAGACUGUAAAAACUGGUUCUUCAAGUUUCAAAUUUGAAAAAAAAAGAAUACUUAAAAAAAAAAAGUUGACUUCUAUCAAAUAAAAGUUUAAUCAGAAAAACAUUCAUGUGUUUUAUUGUAAGGACAGCAAACUAAAACUAGACUUCACAACCGUGCUGAAGUCUUAAAAUGAACUGCCCUUAGAGACUAAUGUGAGAAGUGGCACAUGAUGCAUUCAGAUAAAUACAGCUACCGUCUUGACAAUAUGUCUCCUUGCUUAUGGGCUGUUACUAUUUCUGUGUGCCAUUAAAUGAUGGUUGAGGUUGACCUUUUGUGUGAAUGUCUUCCCACAUUUAACACAGCGGAACGGUUUCUCUCCGCUGUGGAUGCGGAGGUGACAUUUCAGAUUGCCUUUCUGGGUGAACCCUUUCCCACAUAAGCUGCACCGGUGUGGUUUCUCUCCUGUGUGGACAACAGCGUGAAUCCUCAGAGCUGACGAGUUUGCAAAGGUCUUCCCGCACAGCCGACACGACUUACUGACUCUCUGAGAGGAAACUCGAGACAAGCAGGCGUGCGAGUUAAACUUGUACCUUUGAGGGAACUGCCGCUUGCAAAUGUUGCAAAAGUUGGACUUGUGGCACUUCAUGUGGUGCGUAAGAGUGCCCUUGUGGAAGAAUGUCAUGCCGCACAUUUCACACGAGAAUUUGUCUUUGUUUGGGUGUCUGGCGGUUUCAACAUGAAGCGUAUUAAAGUCAUCAAGGGAAUCCGGAGCGGUGCUGUCUUCAGAGUUGUUGGCAGGUAAUGUGUUGCGUUUGUUGUGUCUGGGCCCACCUUCAGCAUGCAUUGUUGGCUUUUGUUGACUUUCUUCCACAAAUUGUUCCUGUUCCUCCUGUUCCUCCUGUUCUUCUUCUUCCUCUUCCUCCUCCUCCUCCUCCU